Molecule: messenger RNA, 1193 nt
Organism: Triticum dicoccoides
Lineage: Eukaryota; Viridiplantae; Streptophyta; Magnoliopsida; Poales; Poaceae
Product: protein NEN4-like
Exons: 1
Coding region: 113-967 (284 amino acids)
Molecular function (GO): 3'-5' exonuclease activity; nucleic acid binding
Source: RefSeq, a predicted model, not a curated record
CGAUCGACGCAAGAGAUCGUUCCUUCAAUUCCUUCCUUCGCCAAGAAACCAACCACGAGCAUAGCUAGCCAAGAAGAAGAAACCACCAUACGCACGUAGCUAGUAAUUAUCAAUGGCGACGGAGACCGCCAAGGAGGAGAUGGUGUUCUUCGACGUGGAGACGGCGGCGGCGCCGUCCCCCUCCGACGCGUCCGCCCAGUGGUGGCUGCUGGAGUUCGGCGCCAUCCUCGUCUGCCCGCGCCGCCUCGUCGAGCUGUCCAGCUACUCCACCCUCAUCCGCCCGGGGGACCCCUCCGCCGUCUCCAGGCGCUUCUCGGGCGACCCCGCCCUCUCCGCCGCGUUCCGCGCCGCGCCGCCCUUCGCCGACGUGGCCGACGACAUCUUCGCGCUCCUCCACGGCCGCGUCUGGGCGGGCCACAACAUCCGCCGCUUCGACUGCCACCGCGUCCGCGAGGCCUUCGCGGCGGCCGGCCGCGCCGCGCCGGAGCCCGUCGCCGUCGUCGACUCGCUCAGCGUGCUCGCACAGGGGUUCGGCCGUCGCGCCGGGGACCUCAAGAUGGCCACCCUGGCGGCGUAUUUCGGGAUCGGGAAGCAGACGCACCGCAGCCUCGACGACGUGCGCAUGAACCUUGAGGUGCUCAAGCACUGCGCCGCCGUGCUCAUGCUCGAGUCCAGCCUCCCCGCCGGCGUGCUCCCCGGCGCCGACGACGGCGCCGUCACCAGGCGCAGGGCCGCGACGUCUUCCACCACGACGGCACCCGCGACUCCUCCUCGUCCUCCUCCUGCCCCCGCGGUUCUGAAGGUGAACGGCAGGUCGUCGUGCAAGAGGGACAGCACGGGGAAGGUGGUGACGGCGGCGAAGGGGGCGGCGACGGCGACCUCUACCGGUGGCCGGAGAGUGCGACGGCCCAUGACGACGACGCCGUUCAGCAUGGUCCUCCGGCACUCGAGGGCCAUCGUCAGAUGAUCCAUGGAAUGGGUCGACUACAUACUGACUGCAUUCAUUCACUUGUACAUGGAAAGGGAAAUGUACAAAUAACCAUGCUAGCUAGCUAGCUAGGUAGCCCUGUCCAUAUUUAACCAAGGCUUAAUUAGAUAUACUUGUUGUAAAUUAUCUUCAUGUUGUUGUAAACACGCAACACACAUUUCAUGCAUUUGUAAAUGCUCUGUAAGUACCCGUACGUUUCAGAAAU